Molecule: messenger RNA, 1527 nt
Organism: Pochonia chlamydosporia 170
Lineage: Eukaryota; Fungi; Ascomycota; Sordariomycetes; Hypocreales; Clavicipitaceae
Product: ankyrin repeat-containing protein
Exons: 2
Coding region: 1-1527 (508 amino acids)
Source: RefSeq, a predicted model, not a curated record
AUGGAUCCGGUAAGCAUUUUGACGAUUAUAGACCUCUCAGCAAAGGUGCUCCUAGCAUGUUAUCGAGUGCAGUCCCAAAUUAAAGCGGCAAAAGGUGAUAUUGGACAACUCAUAGACGAGUUAGAAUCUGUCUCAGUGGUGUUAGCAGAGCUUUAUAGGGUUGUGGAUCGAAAUUCAACUCGAUCUCUCGCUAAUUUGGGGAACGCCUUGCUUGCCGAUGUCGAAGGAGGGCCGCUCGCAGCAGUGCAGCGCGUUCUUGACGACUUGCAAGCUAAAUUGCAGCCCAUGUUGAAGCCCGGGCUAAAAUCGAAAAUCCUCUGGCCAUUUGAAUCGAAGACCAUUCAGAGCAAAAUUCAGGUGCUUCAAAACUCGAAAGCUACGCUUCAACUCGCGAUAUCAUCAUACCAGACUGCUAUUCUAGGCAAUCAAACCGAGAAACUUAGUAACCUGGAGAAUAACAGGAACAACACAGAGCGCGCAAAUAUCUUAAAGUGGCUAAAAGUCUGUGAUCCGGAGGCAAAUCAUCGAUUGUCUUGCAAGCAGCACGAGCCACGCACUUCAGAAUGGCUAUUCGAAAAUGCCACGUUUCAGAGUUGGGCGGACAUGUCGCAUCCCCUGCUUUGGUUGCAUGGUAUUCCUGGAGCAGGAAAGACAAUUCUUUGUUCAUCAAUUAUUGAGUAUUUGCGCGGCAGAGUUGCCAACGAUACUAGAACGCUUGUCUUGUACUUUUACUUUGACUUCGCAGACAACAAGAAGCAGUCUGCAGCUAGUUUGUUGAAAUCUCUGAUAUACCAGUUAAUCGCGGCGUCAGCCGGCAGCAACAUCGAACCAGCAAUUGAUCUAUACGGACAAUGCAAUGCUGGUGCCGAGGAACCUGAGGUUGAUGAACUGAUUGAGACGUUUUCCGAGAUAUUGCCUGCCCGAGAAUCUAUUUACGUCUGCAUUGACGCACUCGAUGAAUGCUUUCGCGGCGACAGAGGAAUUGUCUUUCAAUUCCUUGAGACGUGCGCGGCAAAGAACAACUUGGUCGUAUCCAUUACGAGCAGGAGGGAAGUUGACAUUGAAGAUGGGUUGAAGAAGUUUCUACUCGGUAUCAUCCCCAUCGCGCGAUCAACAGUUAACGCUGAUAUUCGUACUUGGGUUGAAAACAACAUUGCCAGGGACAGUACUCUUUCCAAAUGGCGACCAACUAUUCAGCACGAAAUGCUUGAAGCGAUAGUCCAGGGAUCAAAUGGCAUGUUCCGUUGGGCAGUUUGUCAAAUGGAAACGAUGAGACAGUGUAUAACGCCGGCAAUGAUACGAGCUGAGCUGAAAGAGCUACCUCAGAAUCUCGACCAAAUGUAUGAUCGAAUUUUGCAGGCAGUUCCUCGAUUGCAUAGGCAGUAUGUUCAAUCUGCGCUGCAUUGGCUGGCCUUUGCCACCCGGCCUCUGUUAUUGGCAGAGCUCGCAGAGGCGGUGGUGAUUGAACCGGAAAAUACAUUCGAUCCAGAUGCUUGUCGGUUAGUUGAGGACAAGAAGAUACUGUAA